This is a messenger RNA of Penicillium samsonianum, 618 nucleotides long. RefSeq lists its product as uncharacterized. The transcript is spliced from 2 exons. Lineage: Eukaryota; Fungi; Ascomycota; Eurotiomycetes; Eurotiales; Aspergillaceae. Bases 1 to 618 code for a protein of 205 amino acids. The record is from RefSeq and is a predicted model, not a curated record.
AUGCCACCAGACCGUCACACUGUAUUCCCGUUGGCAGUGGAGAAAAUGGCGCACUGCCAGCCCCAAAUAGCAACAUUGCCGCCGAGUAGACGACGAGUCGAUCUCCGUGCCGUUGAGCAGUCCUACAUUGAAGAACAAGCCCAGGAGCUAAAAAUUCCAAUUCGAAGCGUGUCACUUGCUCUCAACGAAAUCUAUCUCGGAGUUCCGUUCCAAAAUUGCCCGCAGGAGUCACCGAAACAGGGACUUGAAGUUGGAUAUGGGUUUCCCAAGUCAGCAAUGUAUCUAUUUCACAGUUGCAGCAGUGGUCUGAACUGUAACACUGUCGCAUCCUUCGCCAAACGGGGCCCGUCAAUUCGUUGCGCACGCCAACAAGGUUAUUUCUCACGUGCACCUGCCGUCUACUGGACCUCUACACUAUCCUUUGCGAUUGCUUGGGGUAUCUUCUCCAAGUAUGGCUCUUGGGACCUGAGGCAUCGACCAGGAGAGCCCGAGUUCGAGUGUCUGGUCUAUGUUGCGAAGGUGGAAUGGUCGUCGCUGAAUCUCUCAGGUGGCUACUACUGUAUUCCAGUGUCUUCCAACGCAGACCAGUCCGAAUUGGUUUAUGCCAGCCAGUCAUAA